Molecule: messenger RNA, 1134 nt
Organism: Phaedon cochleariae (mustard beetle)
Lineage: Eukaryota; Metazoa; Arthropoda; Insecta; Coleoptera; Chrysomelidae
Source: the annotation of a GenBank genome assembly
AUGAGUCGUUCUGCGGAAAAGUGCAAUAUGUCAUCGACGGUGGAUUCUUACUACACAAAGUUUUUUGGCCCGAGAAGCAAUCCUUUUCUGCAAUAUGUAACAGGACAUCGACCUGUUGGUCGACCUGUCAACGAAGCCCUGUCUUUGGCUGAACGUACUGAGACUGAGGUGGUGGUUGUUGGAGAGGACAUCGACCUGUUGGUCAUCCUUACGGGUCUUUGUCUACGAGAUAACGUAUUCUUCCUGAAACUAGGGAAGGGAAAUGUUCCUCCAACCACCUACUCUCCUAUGCAUGCUCUGACAAACAAAACCAUAAGAGAAUACAUCAUGUUUCUUUAUGCAAUGAGUGGUUGUGAUACAACUUCAGCACCUUGCAACCAAGGAAAGUUCGUGAAAACUGUCACCAAAAACCCCAACCUUGCUGAUGUUGUGAGUGUGUUCAAAAACCCUGAGGCAACUCCAGAAAGCAUUGCAACAGCAGGGGAGAGAUUCCUGGUCAACCUGUACGGCUUCACAGGAAGGACUGAGCCGUCGAUAAACCGUCUGAGGUAUAUCAAUUAUGCGAAGGCAGCUUUCAAGACUUCAUCAAAAAUAGCUGCACUACCACCAUCAGCUGCUGCAGCCACACAGCACAGUUUUAGGGUAUAUCUCCAAGUGCAGCAAUGGCUAGGAGUUGAGAAGAAUGCCGAAGAUUGGGGUUGGAAACGAGCAACAAAUGGCCUGGAACCGAUCAAUUCUCUACAAGCCUCCGCUCCUCUCGAACUACUGCGUCUGGUCUCAUGUAGAUGCAUCAAGACGUGGGCAAAGAAAUGUAGUUGCAAAAAAGCAGGCCUCGAUUGCACAAAUUUGUGCAUCGACUGUGAGGGGUCCUGCAACAAUGUGACAAUCGAGGCAGAUCUCACUAUGCCCCUCAAUGACGGGCCAUUCGACGUUGAAGUACAGGACGAACUGGGCUUCACCUUCGCCCCGGUAGUUGAGACCAUCGAAAAGAGUAUGGACAAGGAGGAUGAAGGACUCCAGCGAAAUGAGAACAAAUUUCAAUUGGGUUCUACAAUGGCCACGCAGGACCGUAAUCAGGACAAUAAUUACAAUGGAACAAAGGCACGUGUACUUCCAUCAAUACACGGCAAAUAG